Molecule: messenger RNA, 1272 nt
Organism: Tachysurus vachellii
Lineage: Eukaryota; Metazoa; Chordata; Actinopteri; Siluriformes; Bagridae
Product: myosin light chain 4-like
Exons: 1
Coding region: 88-708 (206 amino acids)
Cellular component (GO): myosin II complex
Molecular function (GO): calcium ion binding
Source: RefSeq, a predicted model, not a curated record
AGCUUUCUGACCCCUCUCGCUCUCCCUGACUUCAAAAUAUAACAAUAAUCCCAGCUGCGAUUAAAGAGUCUCUCUUCCACAGCACUCAUGGCCCCAAAGAAAAUAGAAGCCAAGAAGCCGGAGCCUAAAAAACCUGAGCCGAAGAAGCCCGAGCCGAAAAAAGAGGCCGCAGCAGCAGCACCGCCUCCCGCCGCUCCGGUCGAACCUGAGCCACCCAAAGAGCCCGCGUUUGACCCCAAGAGCGUGACGCUGGAGUUCACAGCCGACCAGAUCGAGGAGUUCAGGGAAGCCUUUCAGCUGUUCGACCGCACGCCAAAGAACGAGAUGAAGAUCACGUACGCGCAGUGCGGAGACGUGAUGCGGGCGCUCGGUCAGAACCCCACCAACGCCGACGUCCUCAAGGUCCUCGGGAAGCCACGGCCUGAGGAGAUGAACAGCAAGAUGCUGGACUUUGAGACCUUCCUGCCCAUGCUGCAGCACAUCUCCAGGUCUAAGAAUAAAGGCAGCUUCGAGGACUUUGUCGAGGGCCUGAGGGUCUUUGAUAAAGAAGGCAACGGAACCAUCAUGGGGGCAGAACUGCGGCACGUCCUGGCGACGCUCGGGGAGAGGAUGACCGAGGACGAGGUGGAUCGACUCAUGGCGGGACAAGAAGACGCCAACGGAUGCAUCAACUACACCUCUUUUGUCAAACAUAUUCUCUCUGGUUAAGAUGGACUUGUGUUUAGGAAAUAUAAUUAUUGCUACAUGAAGGUGUUUGGUGUGUUAGUGGCUGCUUCAUUUAAAUGUAGGAGACAAAAUUAACUUUUACAAAUAUUUAAUUUCUUCUGUUUACCAGAAUCCAUGAAUAAUAUAAAGAAGGAAUAAAACAUGACUGCCAUGUCAUGAAGAGUUUUAUUCCUUUUAUUCCAUUUUUUAUCGAUUAAAGAUCAUACUUUUUAUCCAUUUACAGUAUAGUUCCAUUUAAUAUCAUUCUUCUUCACCUCUGACUGGAACUGGAGACUCCUUCCCUGAACAACAAAUUAUUCUCUUGACUGUUAUUGUCAUUCAAAUAUGUACCGAUCCCUUCCGACCAAUCAGAAUCCAGAAUUCACCAGCGUAGCGAUAUAAGGCACGAAUAACACAGUCGUCCUUUUUAAGGAGGCACAAACAUGGCAUGUCUUCAGGUAACCUUUCACUUUUCUAGCUGUACAUCUGAAAUCCUCAUCUCAGCGUCACCACGCUUACGCUUCAGUGUGAAACGCCAGGAGGGAAACAUUAAAGCACUCAAAUCGC